Poecilia reticulata (guppy) is the source of this 4420-nucleotide messenger RNA. RefSeq names its product membrane bound O-acyltransferase domain containing 1 (gene mboat1). The record is from RefSeq and is a predicted model, not a curated record. Gene Ontology annotation, biological process: lipid modification. Gene Ontology annotation, cellular component: membrane. NCBI's taxonomy places the organism in Eukaryota, Metazoa, Chordata, Actinopteri, Cyprinodontiformes, Poeciliidae. Gene Ontology annotation, molecular function: acyltransferase activity.
UAGCGAGGAGGAGGAGGCGAGUCCGAGGGAUUGUCAUUACUGUUAACCGGACUGGUUUGGCUUGUCACACGCCCUCUAAGUCAGAGCAUGUAUCUCAUUUACUGACAAAAUCACGUAGGUUUUUAUUUAGAAAAAAGGACUGAAAGAACAGCCGUCAAUUUGUUGUGCCGUGACUGGAAAACUUCACAGAAUGAGCGAACGGGAGGACGCAAUAUUUAAAACCACCGGUUGCAAGUGGCUGCUGCCCGUCAGUGGAUACUUGGGCUUAUCUCUGGACCAGGUGAACUUCCUGGCCUGCCAGCUGUGUGCUUUGCUCGCUGCCUUCUGGUUCCGUCUCUACCUCAGUCCUAACCAUGCCAGCCCCAUGGUCCGGCAUGCUGUCGCCACGCUCCUAGGAGUCACUUUUCUCCUCUUCUGCUUCGGAUGGUAUUCUACCCAUAUCCUCGCUGUGGUGGCUGUUAACUAUUUCCUCAUAAUUAAAGCUGACAUCACCAAUGUACACAGGUAUUCCAUGGUGACAGCGAUGGGCUAUCUGACAGCGUGCCACGUGAGCAGAGUCUUCAUCUACAGCUACGGCAUACUUUCCACGGACUUCUCCGGACCUUUGAUGAUUGUAACCCAGAAGAUAACCAUGCUGGCUUUCCAUCUGCAUGACGGGAUGUGUAAGAAAAGCGAAGAGCUGACGUCGGAGCAGAAGCAUGUGGCUAUACAUGUGAGGCCGUCUCUUAUCGAGUAUCUGAGUUACAAUCUGAACUUCCUGAGUGUGUUGGUCGGGCCCUGCAGCAACUAUAAGGACUACAUCGACUUCAUAGAGGGAAAACACAUCAGCUGGAGGCUAAAGCAGCACUCUGGAACAUGUAACGGGCAAAAUGGUUACGACAAGAUACCCCACCCAUCUCCUCUUAACACAGUCUGUCGAAAGCUGCUGGUCUGCUGCGGCUGCAUGUUCUUCUUCCUCGUCAUCACUCGGUCGUUGCCCAUUACUUACAACGUAGACGACCACUUUGUUGGCCACGCCUCCUUCCUCAGCCGGCUCACCUACGCGUUCUUCUCCAUACAAGCAGCAAGACCCAAGUUCUACUUUGCCUGGACGCUCGCUGAUGCAGUAAAUAAUGCAGCAGGUUAUGGCUUCCUGGGGAUGGAUGAGAGUGGAAAACCCUGCUGGGAUCUCGUCUCCAACCUCAACAUCAUAGGGAUUGAGACAGCCACCAGCUUUAAGACCUUCAUAGACAACUGGAACAUUCAAACAGGGAUUUGGCUCAAAACGGUGUGUUAUGACCGAGCUGCGAAACACCGCUUGGCAUUGACCUUCAUCCUGUCCGCCUUGUGGCACGGCGUUUAUCCAGGCUACUACUUCACCUUCAUCACUGCUAUCCCCAUUACCAUAGCAGCAAGGGCUAUACGGAGGUCUAUUAGGCACCACUUCAUUGGCUCCAGAGUCCUGAAGCUCGGUUAUGACAUUGUAACUUGGGCGGCGACCCAGCUAGCCAUCUGCUACACCGUCAUGCCUUUUCUCCUUCUUUCAGUGGAACACACUAUAGUUUUCUACAGAUCCAUGUACUUCCACGUCCACAUCAUCAGUAUUCUAGCUGCAGUCGUCCUGCAUCAGAAACAUAAACCCAGAGAACCCAAUGCCACCAACAAACCGGCUCCCACCUCCUCCUGCUCCUCCUCCUCUUUCUCAGCGGCUGCGUGCUCAGCUCGGUGCCAGCCUGUUCACUCCAACAAUAACGACAAAGUAAACUGAAAGUCCCGUCCCCACGUUGUUUUUAACCGGGCUCAGAUUUUCCCAGGAGUGUGUUCUGCCUGCUCAAAGUGUGAAAAGUAUAUGCUAUUUAUUAUUUUUGCUGCGACACGGACGAUUGAGGCUGCAUCCCCGAUGUUCGCAAUAAGAGCCUUCAGCCAUGUUGGAGGACCGGGAGAAGCUCCGAGACUGUGAGGGCAAGCGAAAGCUGAAGGAAAAUCUCCGAUGCCACCUCUGCCACAGCGACUGCCUUCCCUCCCGGAUCCCUCCUGCCCUGUGUCCACCCACCUCAACACCAGCGCCCCUGCUCCAACCGCAUAAAAAAAAAAACACAGAGGUGGAAAGAGAAGCGGAGCUCUCUUUCCUCUCCGUCCUCGGUCCGUUCUAUCCCUCCGUCCCCCUUUUGACUGGUGGGACGGGAGCCAGCGCAGUGGGAGAGUGGCAAAUACCAGAACCCGCGCACACAGACUCAUCUAUAAUCGGACACGAGGGAGGAAAUAUGCACAUGCUCCUCCGACAUGCUUGCACUCGGUCACACUCUGACGGCACACAAAGGCCGCCCUUGUGAGUUCACAAAAGAGCGUGCAAAGAGGGCAGAGGGCUGUGGCCGCUGCGCCUACUUUACUUUACCCAGAAGAUGUUGUAGAUUUGUGUGUGUGAGUGUGUGUGUGUAUGUGAGUGGCGAUUUGGCCAAAGUUACAUGCCAACUGCUUCUGUCAGCAACAAAGUGUGUCAGUAUUACUCUCACUGCCUACAGACUGGGAUGAAAACUACAGGAAAUUCUCAAAGCAGCACAAUUCUGUAUGACAGUCGGUUAAUCAGGAGCUUGGGUUACAGUGGUUAGUGAAUGUGAUUUAUCCCCUUAGUUUGUGUCUCUUUCUGUUCUGAAGUAGUGUGAAUUUAAUAGUGACGUCGUUCUUAAUGUGCCUAUCAUGCGGUCAGGGCUGGAUACCUGCUGCCAUGAUAGAAAGGAACCGGAUAGAAAGUUGGGUUAAACUAGAAGAAACGUGCAAAGACUUUUUAUGGCCAGGUUGUAAACACUGGGCUCCAAGAAAUGGACAAUACAGAAAACAGGACAGUUUGCUUUUUAAGCUCUGAUUUUCCCUGGUAGGACAUGCCAAUUGAACAGAGACAUCUGGUGGCUGGUGGUGCCAUCUAGUCCGAUCUUAGUUAAACAUUAGAAGGGUUUUAGCUGAAACGGACUCUGGAGUUUCUUUAAGCACACUUCACCUGCUAGGAAUCCUAAAAAUGGGUAACACUUAAAAUUGACGUUCGAUUUGUUUGAGUCUUGUUUUCACUUUGGCACAUUUGAAACCUCAGUUUGUGUUUUGAUCACAGAGGAGUUGUGAGUCUGGCACUGGGGAUGUGUUUGGCCAUUUUUAAAUGUGUGUGGUUGUUAAUGGUGCUGUCUGUUAACUUCUUGAAAUUUCAGCUACGUUCAUAUAAGUAGAUUCCUAGUAGAUCUCUGUAUGACGAGAUUAAAACAAAGGUGUUUUAUUCCCGCUAUAUGGGAAAUCUUUUAUGACGCAAUUUGCCUUUGAACAACUUUCUACCCAUUGGGCAGAUGUGCAUUGCAGUCGUCCUUGUUUUUGCCUAAUUUAAUGACUGAUUUUCCCCUCUUACCGCCCUUUCAUGUAUACGACUGAACAUUGAUGCGUGUUUCUAAGCAUCCUGUUUCCAGUAUGAAUGAUCCUGACGGGUCUGUCUUUCUGCUGCCCAGUAACCAAUCAAAGAUGCAGGAAAUCGUGGAAAUUCUGGGGUGGGAUGAAAUUUGAACAGUCCAGCACGGAUCUUCCCCGGAGUCGGCAGCAAGCGGUGGGAGCCAACUCUCUGUUUACUUCACUUUCAUGAAGCAAUAGAAAACUUGUUUGAGGUGUGACUGGCAGGUUUUAUAAAAUGUAUUAUUUUUUUAACCUGGUGAAACUCCUCCUUUAAUAAACCUCCUUUAAUUUGCAUUAAAAGAAUAAACCGUGCAGGGGGAAAUAUAUUCAACAUUUUUAACUAAGGUGGCUGAAAGAAAUUCUACUGUUUCUUAUUCAAUGUUUUCGGUAUAAUAAUAGUGAUAAUAAUAAUAAUAUAGAUUAUGUUAACCUUUAAAUGCACAUCAGUGCCUCGGACAGUUUAUGAAGUUGCACUGGUGACAACCGAUUGUGGUUUCCUGUGAGAGUUUUUAAUAUUUAGACGUUGGUCUGGCGAUACAGUGUUAAAGGCUGAUUGCAUGCAGACUUAUUCGAGAAAUGCUGGGCAUGUAAAAUGAAGCUUCCCCCUCCCCCCCCCCCGAGCAUGGGAACCUUUACGUUUAUUGUUGCUAAAAAAAAAAAAAAAGACACCGCCUUGUUUGUCUACAUGUGGGUAAAGCAUGAUGGGAGCAGGGAAAGGUGUGGCGCAUGUACAGUAUGAGUAGGUGUGGCACAUGUACAGUAUGAGUAGGUGUGGCGCAUGUACAGUAUGAGUGCGUGGUCAGAAUGAGCAGCUAUUUGAAUGAUUUAACGCUGUUAAUGAAGAUUUGUUUUGUUUGCAGACUUGUUAUCUGCAUGCACUGCCUGUCUGUCGAUUUGGUUUUAUUUUCUUAUGGCGCCGCUGCUCCAUUUUAGUGUUGUUUGUUUAGAGGAGAGCGUGCUGUUAAACAUUAAUCUUAAAGUGAAAUAAAGUUUCAGUGAACAAGGAUGAAAAUAA